GCAAACCCCCGGAGUAUGCUCAGAGCCCUGUCUCUCGCUCCCGCCUGGGGUCGUUUCCAGUCCACUCCACUCCGUCAGGAUCCACUUUAGAUACAACCUCAGUCCCGACGUCCUAGUCCAGCUCGGCCGCACGAAGUGCUGCACUGUUUUACUGCACCGCUGUAGAUACCUCCCGGCGCGCGCUUGACCGAGCCCUACUGGAGUCACCGUGUACCAUUCGCGCAUCAUAUAUCUCGAGUCUUUGGCCACGCCACGGGGCAGGCAAUCAAUCUAUCAAUCAAUCUAUCUAUCCACCAGUGAAUCAAUCAAGCAAGCAAGCAAGCAAGCAAGCAAGCGAUACUUGGAUCUUCCUUCCCUGUCGGUGCAAGACUCUUCACUACGCAUUUAUGGCUGGAACAAUGCCCAUUUCCUCGCCGUCGCACUUCUUGGGCUCUGCUGUGGCGAGUCCAGUGUCAGCAAACCCUCCCAAGAAACCCGCACAGAAGAAGAAAGAGACCCGCCAACCAGUCGAGGCUGCUGGCACCAAGAGGAAGCAGUCCAAAAGCCGAAAUGGAUGCGUAACAUGUAAAGCCAAACGUUUAAAGUGCGAUGAGACGAAGCCAACCUGUCAACAAUGUGCGAGACGAACCGUGGCGUGCGGCGGCUAUAAGAAGGACUUCAAAUGGAGGCCAUUCGUAGAGACCACCUUCGCUACGGCGGGGAAGCCGCCUGCGAAAGCGACGAAAGCUGCACCACCACCGAGCUUUGUCACCACAGCACCAUCCGCCAGUUUGCCUGCCGCACAUGAGCCUGUUUUCCAUUUUCAAGCUCAAGCUCAACCUCAACCUCAAAUUCAGCGUCAUUUUCAACAGACCCAACCUCAUCACAGCUUCGAUUCCCUACAGGAUGCACAUUAUCGUCCUGUACGGUCGCAGCUUUCUGUGCAUCCGCUAUCCCCAGUAUCCAACAAUGUAGCACCAGUACCACGACCCAUCACCAGCAUGUACCCUAACACUCCGACCUCACCCUAUUUACUUGUCCCCGCUCCCACAUCUCCAGUCGAAAAGGUCAUAUCAGGCUCUAUCGGAAGCAGCAGCAGUGCAUUUGAGUCAGAGAGCGUCGGCACACAUCACACUACAAUAACAACAUCAUCGAGUGUAUCGCCAGGACAGUCGCCACGUUUGGUCGAUUUGCUGAUCCCUGGAACGGACUUGAGUGUACCACCAGAAGAAUACUCGUUAUUUCGAGAGCAGCAUGAAUCUUUCUAUCAGCCCACGGGCCUCACACCACCUGCAAAUACGACUGGUGAUGACGAAGACAUAGAGGAAGUUCCUCGGAUCGCAUUCUCCGACUGGAAACUAUCGUCGAUGCGCCUUGGUUCUCAAACCCCUUCCGAUUCUUCUAGCACCCGUUCCGAUUCACCGAAGAUUCCACUUUAUAAAACACCCCAGCCAACGUCGACAGAAAUGUUGACGCGACACUUUGAUCGAGAAACAUGUGGUAUACUCUCUGUCAAGGAUGGUCCGACUGAGAACCCCUGGCGGACGCUCAUCUGGCCGCUUGCAAGGGAAUGUUCAGCUUUGUACCACGCUAUAGUUUCCAUGACAUCGUUCCACCAAUCCCGAGACACGCCUGCGCUUCGCAUACAAGGGAUAGAUCACAUGCGAAAUGCAGUUCAUGCAUUGGGAGCUGGCUUGGAAAAUAUGCGCGUGGACGCAGCCAUCUCGACCACUCUAGUACUAGCGUUUUCGGAAUCCUGGGAUCAGCAUAUCAGCACCGGCAUCAACCACAUCAAAGGCGCUAAAAUGCUCAUCGAUAAGGCGCUCGUACAACAUAGCAAGAGACGGAUGUGUGGCGAAGAACUUUCCAGACUACAGUUUCUGUGUAAUACAUGGACGUACAUGGAUGUGAUUGCCCGUUUGACGUCUACCGAUGGUGAUGAGUCAAGCGACUACGACUCCGUCUUUGACAGUUUCAACAUGGGUUGUCAAAGCGAUGCGCAGCUUGAUCCACUCAUGGGAUGUGCCAGUACUUUGUUCCCACUGAUCGGUCGAGUGGCCAAUAUUGUGAGGAGAGUGAGGCAGACACAUGGGAGUUAUAACAGUCCAGCCAUCAUCUCGCAAGCCAUGGAACUCAAGAAGCAACUGGAGACCUGGAUGCCUCCUUCAUACAUUGAAGAUCCUGAAGACGAGACGACAAGUCCUCACGAUUCCAUCAAAACUGCAUUUGCUUACCAGUACGCAACAUUGCUUUACCUACACCAGGCCAUUUGUCGUGAGAUUGCGACUAUUUCCCCAACUUCCCGAUCCACGAUUGUGCACAUCUUCCCUCUCAUGGCUGCCGGAUGUGAGGUGGUCAGUAAGAGUGAUCGGCAGUGGGUCCGCGAGCGUUGGGAGAUGAUGGCCCAGAGGAUGAAGAUCGGCAUAAUCGAGAAAUGUAUCGAUGUGACUAGAGAAGUCUGGGCGCGCCGCGAUGCCUUCAACGCCGGCGACUCCAUUUUCGAAUCUGACGAUACGGGGAACAAUCCGCCAUCGCCCUCGCUCAAGCGCAAUUCUAGUUCCAUCUCUUCUGAUGACUUUGAUACUGAAACUGACGGCAACCUUGGGUGGCUCGAAAAUAGUUCCAAAAGAAGAGCAAGCGGUCUUUCUGCUCGCGGCGAGUACGCGACCAACCUCAUCAAAUCGGAGAUGAGUAGUAGACAUUUCAGGUCGGACACUAUUGGGACCGAGGAUUUACUGGUUGAGUUCACGGUCAAGGGAAGGUUACAUUGGCUUGGAGUUAUGACUGAUUGGAACUGGGAAGUUUUGCUCGGAUGA
Molecule: messenger RNA, 2795 nt
Organism: Periconia digitata
Lineage: Eukaryota; Fungi; Ascomycota; Dothideomycetes; Pleosporales; Periconiaceae
Source: the annotation of a GenBank genome assembly